CACUCCUCUUCCUCCAUUCACAGAGAUCACUAUUAGAGAAGACAACCUCUGUGCUUCUUGAAUGGACCCAACACUCCUCCACGACAAAGCAAAGACCCCAGCCGGUUGUGUUCUUCUGUUUUUCUUUUCAACGUCGUAAAGUUGACCUCACCGCUGCAUCACCAUGAACCUGAGGAGUUUCCGCAGAGUGUGUGCUAUUUUCAAAAAAACGACGGGCUUCAACUGAGCCAGACUUUGGCUAGACUUCUAUGCAACAAGGUGGAUCUUAGGGUGCGAGAGGGCAGUGAGGCUUUUUAAUCGAUAAGGAAGCAACGUCCAUCAUUUUAUUUUUUUUGUUAAUUUUGGACCACAAUGGGUUCAGAUGUACGUGACCUGAACUCCCUGCUACCUCCCGUUCCAGCCGGGCCCAGUCCAGGCUGCCCGGCUCUACCAGUCAACACGGCCCCACAGUGGGCUCCCGUCCUGGACUUCCACACUGCCACCUCCCCUUACUCAUCUCUGGGACCCCCUCACACGUCCCUCGGGCCGCACUCCUUCAUCAAGCAGGAGCCCAGCUGGGGGAGCGCGAGCGACCCCCACCACCUGGACUCGGAUCCUCACUGCGGCCUCAGCGCCUUCACCGUCCACUUCUCGGGGCAGUUCACGGGCACGGGGGCCUGUCGAUACGGGGCCGCCUUCGGGUCCCCCCCUCCUGCACCGGCCCCCUCCGUCCAGCCACCUUCAGUCGGUGCCCCGCAUCAUCACCAACCCCCCAGCAGGAUGUUUAGCAACCCACCAUACCUGACCAACUGCAUGGACACACAGCCUGCCGCCCGCAACCAGACAGGUUACAGCACAGUCGCGUUCGAUGGCGCCAACAAUUACGGUCACACUCCAACUCACCCCAGCUCGCAGUUCUCCAACCACUCCUUCAAACAUGAAGACACUCUAAGUCAUCAGAAUUCCAUCGCAGAGCAGCAGUAUCCUAUGCCCCCUUCAAUGUAUGGAUGCCACAACCCUUCAGACAGCUGUACCGGCAGUCAGGCUCUGCUGCUGAGGAAUCCUUACAACAGUGGUGAAAAUGUAUAUCAAAUGACCUCUCAGUUGGAGUGUGUGGCUUGGAACCCUGUCAAUACACUGGCAUCCACCAUGAAGAGUCAUGCAGGGGGCUACGACAGUGACCCAAGCGCGCCCAUGGUGUACAGCUGCAGCACACAGUACCGCAUACACACGCAUGGCGUCUUCAGAGGAAUACAGGAUGUAAGGCGGGUUCCCAGCAUUGGUCCAGCAAUAGUUCGAUCAGAGAGCAGCGAGAAACGUCCAUUCAUGUGUCCACACCCAGGAUGCAACAAGCGCUACUUUAAGCUGUCUCAUCUGCAGAUGCACGGCCGCAAACACACAGGGGAGAAACCUUACCACUGUGACGUUGCAGAAUGUGGUCGGGGCUUCUCUCGCUCUGACCAGCUCAAAAGACACCAAAGGAGGCACACAGGAGUUAAACCCUUCCAAUGCGAGACGUGUCAGAGAAAAUUCUCUCGGUCUGAUCACCUUAAGACACACACCCGGACUCAUACAGGUAAAACAAGCGAGAAGCCGUUCAACUGCCGUUGGCCAAACUGUCAGAAGAAGUUUGCCCGCAGUGAUGAGUUGGUGCGGCACCACAACAUGCACCAGAGAAACCUCACCAAGCUCCAACUGGCCAUCUGAGUCUGCGUUCACUCACUGUGGCAAAACGGUAGCGUCGGAUUGAUUGUUAAUACUUUUGUGUGCCAAAAUCAAUGCAGCAGAAACCGAGGUUGCCCAAGGACAUUACAUUCUUUCCUUCUUGCAUGCGUGUCCACUCAUGAAAUUCCCGUGCCCAUUCCUUUUGAGGGUUAAAGUAACCCGAGUGCUCUCUGGUGAAGCUUCAAAUUAUUAGCUUCAGCCCUAUCUGAACAUGACUCACUGAGCAAUUAAUCAGAUUUCACAGAAAAACCUUGGGAGCCAUAAAAGUGCACUUUUCACCCGAAUACUCCCCAAGAGCAUUAAAUGUGAUUUAAUGAUUGUGGAAAAAGUUGCACCUCACAGAAAUAAUUUAAGCCCGAGCAAGCAGACUUCCAUCAUCUAAUCUAAAGGGCCCAGUGUAAUUGUUAC
Syngnathus acus (greater pipefish) is the source of this 2112-nucleotide messenger RNA. RefSeq names its product WT1 transcription factor a (gene wt1a). Gene Ontology annotation, molecular function: DNA-binding transcription factor activity, RNA polymerase II-specific; RNA polymerase II cis-regulatory region sequence-specific DNA binding. The record is from RefSeq and is a predicted model, not a curated record. The transcript is spliced from 9 exons. Bases 352 to 1686 code for a protein of 444 amino acids. Gene Ontology annotation, cellular component: nucleus. NCBI's taxonomy places the organism in Eukaryota, Metazoa, Chordata, Actinopteri, Syngnathiformes, Syngnathidae. Gene Ontology annotation, biological process: regulation of transcription by RNA polymerase II.